Molecule: messenger RNA, 2165 nt
Organism: Malus domestica (apple)
Lineage: Eukaryota; Viridiplantae; Streptophyta; Magnoliopsida; Rosales; Rosaceae
Biological process (GO): metal ion transport; transmembrane transport
Cellular component (GO): membrane
Molecular function (GO): metal ion transmembrane transporter activity
Source: RefSeq, a predicted model, not a curated record
AAAUGCACACCACCUGCAAGAAAUCCAACGUUCGUAGCCUUUCCACGUCCUUCCCUUUUUCGCAGAGUUAAAGUUUUUCAACAUUUUCUCCUGCAGAAAUCAAACAAAGGCAUUGCCUUUUUGGAUUUGAGUAACACUGUUACCUUCUUUCCUAGUAUUUAGCUGUGAUCAAGAAUUGCGACCGAACAUUGUGAUUGUCCAUUCUCCUUGGGCUUCUGAGAAUAUUAGCUGAUUGUUAUGUGCACUGAUGGAACAGAGAAAGAGUAGGGUGGGGGAGAACGGUUCUUCUUCCCAUUGCAAUAACACGAAGAAACCGGAUAACCAUAGAAAUGGUCCUAGUAGAGAUCCAAUGCCUGGGAAUGAUCUUUGGAAAGAUGGACUUAUUUGUGCUUUUGAGUUUAUUCGGAGCCGGAAGAAACCAAUCAGUUCAAAACCCGGUCCAAGGAUCCCCACCAAACAACAAGCAGAUGGUGAGCAAGAAAGGGUGCGUGUUCCUUCUUACGGAUUUUCUGAUUCUCCAUCCCAAAUGGAAGAUGGAAGCCAGCAAUCAGGCCAAGUUCAGGAUAUCGAAAGAUUUGAGGGUGGUCAUUGGGUUCCAAUUGGGUGGGUUAGGAUUUCGGAAAUUGUACUAACCGUGCAAGCAAAUGCUAGUUGGCCCUCUCAGCAGGUUGGGAUGGAUGGUGAAGAUGACUUCACUGUUGCAGAUUUAGCAGCUCCGUAUUGGGAGCGUCCGGCAGGGCCCAUUUGGUGGUGCCAUGUCUCUGCAGGCCACCCCACAGUUGAAGCAUGGCUAAAGAAUGCCCAGUGGCUUCACCCUGCAGUUGGCUUAGCUUUAAGAGAUGAAAGUCGACUGAUCAGUGACCGGAUGAAGCACCUGCUAUACGAGGUCCCAGUUAGGGUUGCUGGGGGGUUGCUAUUUGAGCUUUUGGGUCAGUCUGCUGGGAAUCCAUUUGUUGAUGAGGAUGAUGUCCCCAUUGUACUUCGAUCGUGGCAAGCACAAAACUUCCUUGUAACGGUUUUGCAUAUUAAAGGCUCGGUGUCAAGCAUAAAUGUGUUGGGUAUCACAGAAGUUCAGGAACUUCUUUCAACUGGAGGCUAUAAUGCACCGAGAACAGUGCAUGAAGUCAUAGCACAUCUAGCUUGCCGCCUUUCUCGAUGGGAUGACAGGUUAUUCCGUAAGUCCAUAUUUGGAGCAGCAGAUGAGGUUGAAUUAAAAUUUAUGGACAGGAGAAACCAUGAGGAUCUGAAUCUUUUCACUGUAAUCCUCAACCAAGAAAUCAGAAAGCUAUCGACACAGGUUAUCAGAGUGAAGUGGUCACUUCAUGCACGAGAAGAGAUUGUAUUCGAGCUUCUCCAACAUUUGAGAGGAAAUGCCGCAAGAACCUUGUUAGAGCAAAUAAGAAAGAGUACAAGAGAAAUGAUCGAGGAACAAGAAGCAGUUCGCGGCCGCUUAUUCACCAUUCAGGACGUGAUGCAGAGCACCGUUCGUGCAUGGUUACAGGAUCGAAGCCUUCGAGUGACGCACAACCUGACUGUUUUUGGUGGUUGCGGCCUUGUGCUCUCGGUCAUCACUGGGCUAUUUGGAAUUAAUGUUGAUGGAAUGCCGGGUGCAGAGAACGCUCCAUAUGCCUUUGGUGUAUUUUCAGCCGUUCUCAUCUUUAUAGGAACUGUGCUGAUUGCGGUCGGGCUGCUCUACCUUGGGUUGAAAAAACCGGUCACUGGAGAGCAAGUUGAAGUUAGAAAGUUGGAGCUUCAAGAGUUGGUGAAGAUGUUUCAGCACGAGGCAGAGAAUCAUGAAGUGGUUCGUAAAAAUGCGUCUCGCAACAAUCUACCCCCAACAGCCGGCGAUGCUUUCCUACACAACGCAGAUUAUGUUAUGAUUCAACAAGCAUGAUACAAUUGUUGUACCUUAACAAUCGGAUUCUCAGAAACAGAAACGAAGAGAAUAGGAAGAGAAAGGUUCCUGGGGACGCCUCAACCGAAUAGGGUCUUGUUUGGCAGCUCGGAUUGUACUGACUAUUUCUGUCGAAUAGGAUAAAUAGCCACCGAAUAGUACUGACUAAAUUAGUUGGGCGUUUCUUAUAGUAUCGGACUAAUGAUCGUAUUAUUUAUACUGUUUGGUACUGAACCGGAUAAGAAAAGGGAAGAAAAAAAAAUUUGACAAA